AUGGAGACAGCAAGAGAUCCGGAAAAGAAGUGGCCAGCGGCCGAAACUUCCCGGCCAGGCAUGGAUGACGAAGGCGUCGAGACUUCCCCUGGCACUUUGAUGUUAAGCAAUGGUCUGUAUUGCAGCCCCAUGAUUGAAUGCCCACCAAUUCGAAAUGAAGCUGACUUUGGUGUUCGUGAAGCGCAAGAAGAUGGACAGAGAACCGUGGCGCUCUAUCCUAUCCCAAGCUCCGAUCCCAAUGAUCCUUUGAAUUGGUCGAAAUUGCGGAAGGGUGUAAAUUUUGGACUCGGGUGCUGCUUUGUCUUCUUCACUUUUGCCCUCAUCAACGUCAUAUACAUCCCCUAUGUACAGCUCGUCGCGGAUCUCGACUUCACAUUCAACACAUUUACCACAUCCGUUGCAUUGGCCUUCACCGGCCUGGCCACAAGCUCAGUGUUGUUCCUCCCGUUGCUCCACAAAUUCGGCCGACGUUGGCUCUAUCUGUUGGGCUCGGCACUGCAACUCGCGGCGGCAAUCUGGCUCUCCCAGAUGACUUCCAAGGGGGACUUGAUGGGAGCCUACUUCUUUUCCGGCAUGGGAGGCGGUCUCAGUGAGACGCUCUUGCAAGUCACCAUCGUAGACCUCUUCUUUGUCCAUCAACGUGGCACGAUGAGUGGUUUAUUUUUGCUCGCCAACACAGCAGGUUCGGGCUUGGGCCCUUUGGCAGGGGGAUAUAUUGUCACUGGCCAGGGCUGGAGGUGGAUGUGGAGAUGGUGCGGUAUCUUUCUGGCCGUCAACUUGCUCUUGGUGGUCUUCUUCUUUGAAGAAACCAAAUAUAUCCCUUUGCUCAACAGCCAGCCGAUCCGGGACGAGGUUCAGGCCGUCCCGUCGCAGCAGCAACAGGAAUGUCUCAACAGAGAAGAGGGACACCAGGCGACGACUGCCGUCCAGAACAACAACUUGAGUCGCCCAGCUAUCGACCCGAGCGUAAAACGGAAAUCGACUCGCCAACGUCUCGCGCUUUUCACCAAUACCAAAGCUCCCGUCCUACAGCAUUUGUACCAACCCUUCCACGUCUUGUUUACCUUUCCGGCAAUCACCUACACGGCUGUCACGUACGGGGCCUUGACCACAUGGUUUACCGUCCUUGUCUCCGUUGUGGAAUCAUCUAUUGUCUAUCCACCAUACAAUUUCAGUCCGUCCGGAGUGGGAUUGCUCAUCUUAUCCGUGGUCAUUGGUUGUGCUCUCGGAAGCCUACUCGGGGGACCGAUGAACGACAAAUCGGCCAUUUGGAUUUCGGCAAGAAACGGGGGAGUCUACGAGCCAGAAUAUCGUCUAUACAUGGCCCUUGUGGCAAGCGUUCCAGCGAUUGCUGGGAUCUUAAUGACUGGCCUGGGUUUAGCACACCAAAAACCUUGGCCUCUUCUUGCUGUUGGAUUUGGCAUCUUCGGCUUCAGCUGGACCGUGAUAGGGGAGUGCGCUCUUGCGUAUGUUAGCGAUUGCUACCAGGAUAUCAUCGGGGAUGCUCUCGUCGCCGUCGUUUUUGUUCGCAACGCUCUCGCGAUCGCUGUGUUAUUUGGCCUGAGUCAUUGGCUUGCCGCGGUCGGCCUACAGAAUCUGAUUAUUUCUAUCGCCGUGAUUGCCCUGUUCUUUUUCCUAUUGCCGGUUCCUCUCCUGCUGUGGGGCAAGAAAGCCAGAGUCAUGACGGCCAAGAAAUAUCGAGAUAUGGCGAGUCGUUUACCAGGUCACCGGUAG
Molecule: messenger RNA, 1734 nt
Organism: Exophiala bonariae
Lineage: Eukaryota; Fungi; Ascomycota; Eurotiomycetes; Chaetothyriales; Herpotrichiellaceae
Exons: 4
Coding region: 1-1734 (577 amino acids)
Biological process (GO): transmembrane transport
Cellular component (GO): plasma membrane
Molecular function (GO): transmembrane transporter activity
Source: RefSeq, a predicted model, not a curated record